Ceutorhynchus assimilis (cabbage seed weevil) is the source of this 2030-nucleotide messenger RNA. Lineage: Eukaryota; Metazoa; Arthropoda; Insecta; Coleoptera; Curculionidae. The record is from the annotation of a GenBank genome assembly.
UGGGAAGCCAGCUUAAGGAUGUAAUGAUGUAUUUUCUUUUAGGUUAGGUUACAAUAAUUAUUUACAAUCGAUUUUUUAAAAAAUUGUUAUGUUGAGGAAGAUUCAAGUUUAGCAAGCAUCAACAUGACUAUAAACAAAGAAGCGUUUGUAGAUCUUGAAGAAAAAUAUCAAAAAGUAAUAAAACUCCUGUUAGAAGACAGUAAAUCCGAUCCAGAAAAUGAACCUUUUCUGUCCAAAUACUCGGCCAGGCAAAUUCUCAUUGGUAUGAAGGCAAAUCUUGAAAACCUAAUGAGAAUUCAAUCGUCUGGAGGCCCAGAAAGUAUCAAACUUAAUGCAAUGUACGGUACAGUACAUCUUUAUCUUGGUAUGGUAGCAAUUGACACUGAAGAAAUAACUGUGGGCGAAAAGCAUUUGGAUAAAUGCCAGGAAAUUAUUAAAGAUAUACAAUCCCUCCCUGAUGUCGUCCUUAUAGCCUUAAACAUGUAUAAUCAAUUUGGGAUAUUAUGGUCACAAAGAGAACCAGAAAAAUCUAAAAUUUUCCUUGAAAAAGCUGAGCAACUUUACCUCGACUUUAAAUCAACUGGCACGGCACCCAUUGACAUAGCAGAUUUAUUCAAACCAAAUAUAGAAAGUUACAAUAGUGAAAUGGCUUUCAAGAACAUGGAAAAAAUUUACACCCUUACACUAUACUAUUUGGCACAGAUUUUUGGUCAAUUAAACCAAGACUUUAAAAGUGCCGUUUAUUGCCACAUCACUUUGCAAAGGCAACUGGAAAUGGCAGAUUAUGACCCAAUUGAUUGGGCACUUAAUUCAGCAACACUUUCUCAAUUUUUCUUGGAAAAAUGUGGAUUUAAACAAGCAAGGCAUCACUUGGCUGCCAGCUCGUGUAUUUUAGACAAAUAUAAAUCUGAAGAACUGGAUACUGUUACAGAUAUAACUGAAGAACAUGAGGCAAAACUUGAAGUAUUCAAUCACAGGAGUGCUGAUGUUGCUCGUUGUUGGAUAAAAUAUGGUAUAGCUCUGCUGGGAAAAUCCAAAGAUAGACUUUUGGGUCAUACUGAAAAUAUUGAAGAGAAGUGCAGUAUGGUAUCAGAUUUGGCUUUAAUGCAGUUACCUGAAGACGCAAAAGUUACUUUAGAAGACCUUCAAAAUUUAUCUUUCAAUGGUAUUGAUGUAAGUUUGUAUGAGGAAGAAAUAACUGAUUCAUUUGUGCUACACUUACCAGAUGCUAAACAAGUAUUUCUCAAAAUGCAAGACUGGGUUAAAAAAGCUCAGGAUUAUUACAGUUUCAACAGUUUAGCAUCAGAUUAUAUCGAAAUCGUUCAAGAUCAGAGUCAACUUUACUUAAAAUUAUUAUUUUUUGAAGACGAUCAAGACAACCAAGCUAAAUUGCAUAAAAGACGAAUCGAUUUAAUGGAACAUGUUAUAAAUAAUAUCAAUUCUCAAUAUUACAUGAGUUUUUGUAGGCAACUCUGGUUUGAGUUAGGUAAUACUUAUUCAGAUAUUAUUGAUAUUAAGUCAGAAAAACUCAGAGAAGCUGCAGACAGACCUAAACCUCAAGCAUUGAAGAAACUUAACUCUUUAGUAGAAAAAUGUAUUAGGCAUUUCAAGAGUUUUGUAUCUUCUUUUAAAGUAAACGUCGCUGAAAGAGAAAAAGUCCAAGACGAUGCAGAAAAACCAUUUCUUCAAGCAUAUUUUCACUUAGCAGCUCAUUAUGGUAGAUUCGUUACAUUAGAUAAAGCUGUCCAGUUAAAAAACGUUGAGCAACAAUACGAGCAUUAUAAAUUUAUUGUAGACUACUGUGAAAAACAUGCAAACGCUCAACAGCUAAUUCCAAUGGAAUUGGACAUUUGUAAAGAAAUGGUUAUGCUUUUACCAGUUAAAAUGCUUAGAUUAAAAUAACGUACUUUAGAGUAAAUUUUGUGAUACCUAUACAUUUUAAGCAGGAUUCUCUAUUUAUUGUUUAGUAUAAGAAUAUGGAGAGGAUUUAAAAAAAAUUCUUCAAAUAAAAUUUAUUCGCUCUAAAAUAA